Molecule: messenger RNA, 2069 nt
Organism: Zingiber officinale
Lineage: Eukaryota; Viridiplantae; Streptophyta; Magnoliopsida; Zingiberales; Zingiberaceae
Product: serine carboxypeptidase-like 45
Exons: 10
Coding region: 346-1755 (469 amino acids)
Biological process (GO): proteolysis
Cellular component (GO): vacuole
Molecular function (GO): serine-type carboxypeptidase activity
Source: RefSeq, a predicted model, not a curated record
AGAAAACUCCAUUGACAAUUGCUGUUGAUGGGCCAUGAGUGUCAGCGGGAAAAUCUUGGGAGAAGGAAAACCUUUUGUUUGUUUGGGCAGCUCAAGGUUUUCUUUUUCCCUCUGGUUUGGAGCUUCUCAAAUGUGGGGAGAACUGCUGCACUGGAGCGGUGCCACCAUUAGUUAGCACAAAAAGCGCAAUAAGUCAUGGUUAAAGGCCAAAUUCAGUGUCAGUUUUCAGUAAGGAAAAGCGAGAGCUGAUUGAAUGGUCCAUGAGGCUUCUCCUUGUAUAUAAGGCCUUCUAAAGUUAACGCAUGCAAUCACUCCACACAGCGUUGCUCCUCUCUCUCUAGGAACAUGCAGUCUCCUUCUCUAACAUGGGCAUGGAGGGGCAUUCUGAUCGUCUCUGUCACGCUUUUCCAAAUGUGUUGCUCAAGGGAGUUGGAUGCUAAUUUCUCUCUCCAAGACAGGAUCCUCAGGCUGCCUGGCCAGCCUCAGGUUAGCUUCCAGCAGUUCUCAGGCUACAUCACAGUGGAUGAGCUGAAAGGGAGGGCUCUUUUUUACUACUUUGCCGAAGCAGAGUUCGAUCCAUCCACAAAGCCCCUGGUUCUCUGGUUGAAUGGAGGACCCGGUUGCUCCUCUGUUGGGGUCGGGGCAUUCUCAGAGAAUGGGCCUUUCAGACCAAAAGGUGAAGUGCUGGUGACAAAUGAGUAUAGUUGGAACAAAGAAGGCAACAUGUUGUAUUUGGAGACCCCAGCAGGAGUUGGUUUCUCGUACUCAAGAGAUUCUUCCUUCUAUGAGGGUGUGAAUGAUAAGAUGACAGCCAGAGAUAAUUUGAUUUUCCUUCAACGCUGGUUCACAAGGUUCCCACAUUACAAGAGCAGGGAUUUAUACAUAGCCGGAGAAAGCUAUGCAGGCCAUUAUGUUCCACAACUUGCUAAACUCAUGGUUGAGUUUAAUAACAAGGAAAAGAUCUUCAACCUAAAAGGAAUUGCCUUGGGCAAUCCAGUCCUUGAGUUCUCAACUGAUUUCAACUCAAGAGCGGAGUUCUUUUGGUCCCAUGGCUUGAUAUCAGAUUCUACGUAUAAAAUAUUCACUUCUGCAUGUAACUACUCACGCUAUGUUGGUGAGUAUUACAGAGGAUCUCUUAGUCCACUCUGUCAAAGAGUGAUGAGCCAAGUCACAAGAGAAACAAGCCGAUUUGUCGACAAAUACGACGUCACUCUUGAUGUUUGUAUAUCUUCAGUUCUAGCUCAGUCCGCUGUUCUAAGUCCUCAUCAAGUUACAGAGCACGUUGAUGUUUGUGUCGAAGAUGAAACGGUGAGUUAUCUCAACCGCAAAGAUGUACAAGAUUCCCUUCACGCACACCUUUCAGGAGUUACUAAAUGGACUGUUUGCAGCAGCGUUCUCGAUUAUGAAGUACUCAACUUGGAAAUACCAACAAUUAACGUUGUAGGAUCCAUUGUGAAGGCCGGAAUCCCUGUAUUGGUUUACAGUGGUGAUCAGGAUUCUGUGAUCCCAUUGACUGGGAGUCGAACUCUGGUGCAAAAGUUGGCAAAGGAGAUAGGACUGAAAACAACAGUUCCAUAUAGAGUUUGGUUUGAGGGAGAACAGGUUGGUGGAUGGACUCAAGUUUAUGGUGAUAUCUUGUCAUUUGCUACCAUAAGAGGAGCUUCCCAUGAAGCUCCAUUCUCACAGCCUGAGAGGUCUCUUGUGCUGUUCCGAGCAUUCCUUCAAGGAAGACCACUACCUGAGACCUUCACUUGAAGCUCAAAGCCUUGGAGCGCAAGUGUGUGUAAGUAGAGGAUGGGGCUUGGUGCUUCGGUUGGUCUGUUGUCUAGGAAAGUUGUGUGUUAGAAAGCGCACAAAAUGUGACUCUGAUAAUCAAGGUCCUCUUGGGGAGAAGCUACUUAAACCUUUGAAAAGCAAAACAAUGGAGUUCCAAAUGGCUUCAAAUUAUGCCUCCCUUGUUAUUAUUCGUUAUUUUGCAUAUCUAAGUCUUAUAAUCUUGAAAAAGUAACUCUAAUCUGUUCAUUCAUGUGAAUCAAGUUGAAUAUUUAGAAGUGAGGCCUUAUGAAAUA